GGCCUCCCUCCAAUCCCCACAAGCCCCAGCUCCCACCCAGGUCUCUUCCUGCCUGCCAUAAAACCAUGAAGCCAUCCAUCCAAGCAGCCAACCUUGCAGCCAUCUUCCCAGAGCCCAUCUGACGGUUCUUGACAUCAGCAGGUGCCAGAACCCAAGAUGCAUUCAUCCUGGAGGCUCUUCAUCCUCCUCACAUUGCUGGCUCUGCACAAGCAGCCUUAUCCUGGCCUAGCCCACGCCCAUCUGGACAGCAAAUCCAGCCUGGCAAGAAUUAUUUCCCAAGGCUUCAUGAAGCACAAUGCAGAGGACCAAAUCCAGAGCAUCUACCUCCAGGACAGUCUGAAUGACUCAAGGCAGGUGGCCUACGGGAUGGUGGGCUGGCUGAUUGGUGGCAUGAAACUGCGGCAGCAGCAAGAGAUCAGCAUCAACAUCACCAACGUGCAGCUGGACUGUGCUGGGAUCCAGGUGUCUUUCUAUAAGGAGUGGUUCUCUACAAAUAUCUCACUUGAAUUUGACCUUGAACUGACGCUGCCCUUCAAUAACAGCACCAUGCUGCACACAAGCAUGAACCUUGCUGCAGAGUUCUGGCUGGAGAAAGAUGAAUAUGGCCGGAGGGAUCUCGUGGUGGGCCAAUGUCGCACGGAGUCCGACGUCCAUGUGACAGUCCUCACUGAGUCUGUCCCAUACAAGAUGAAACAUUUUAUCCACAAGCUCAAAGAGAACAUAAGAAAAAUUAUCCCACAUCUGGUAGAAAAUCAGGUUUGUCCUCUCCUCGGUGACCUCCUCAGGCAGCUGGAUGUGAAACUGUUGAAAGAUCUCAUGGAACAGGCAGCUGCUGAUGAACUCGAUGAACCAUGAAUCCAGGCAACACCCGCUCACCCAGCUCAAGGCUCUUCUGCUGCCUGCUGUUGAUCAGAAGGAGACUCUACCCCUUGGGACCCUCAGUCUCCCUCAGCACAGGACUCCUGCUGUCCCUGGAAACUUAACCGCAGGCCCUUUAGACAUCCUGUCCUCUCCCACAAUAAACUGUAGCUCUGAAGGCUGCA
Chinchilla lanigera (long-tailed chinchilla) is the source of this 1043-nucleotide messenger RNA. It is a transcript of the gene Bpifa3, whose product is annotated as BPI fold containing family A, member 3. Gene Ontology annotation, molecular function: lipid binding. The transcript is spliced from 8 exons. Lineage: Eukaryota; Metazoa; Chordata; Mammalia; Rodentia; Chinchillidae. The coding region runs from base 157 to 855 and encodes 232 amino acids. The record is from RefSeq and is a predicted model, not a curated record.